AUGAACCAGAUAACUCUGAGCACCAUGGGAUGGUAGGAAAGCUCUGCUUGAAUUCGGAUGCAAAUGUCCCUAAACUGUCCUGUCCAACUCAAGUAAAUGAUACACCACGAGGCUCGGACGCGGAAGAGGUAGUGGCCUUGAAACCACAUGUAGUGGAAGAAGGCCCGAAAUGCUCCUUCUUGGAAAACAAAAUGGAUGACUUGAAUGCUGCAGCAAAACCACAGGGUCCACUACGGGUUACUCUGAAACUAAGAAAAAGCCACCAACAGAGGAAAAGAGCUGCUGCUGCUGCUGCUGCAGGGUUCCUUCUUUGUUUGAUGCUGUUACAUGCUUCUGGCACUGAGGGCUCUGUUGUUAGGCCUAAAUGUUUUACCUGCAAUGACAUGGACAGAUGCCAAAACUUGACCACCAUCUACACCCCGGAAAACCAUCUUUUGUUCGACAGGAAUCUCAGCGAAACUUUCCCAGCAUGCUCUGCUCUUCAUAAAUCAGGUGGCAACCAUACUUGUGCUGUUUGUAAUGACAAACCCGGAAUCCUCAUCUACUGCCCAGAUUAUAUUGAAAACCUGGAGAUCGAAGAUGGAAAAGGACAGAUUCCGAACGUCACCUCAGGCUGUGAAGAGAGGCAGACCACAGGACGUGGACAUCAUGGAUUGAUUGCAG
Messenger RNA from Labrus bergylta (ballan wrasse), 663 nucleotides. NCBI's taxonomy places the organism in Eukaryota, Metazoa, Chordata, Actinopteri, Labriformes, Labridae. The record is from RefSeq and is a predicted model, not a curated record.